CAAAGAAGGGCAAAAGUUUUUUUCAAUUCUACGAUUAAAAAUCAGUUUAUUGUCGAACGACAAAAAUGUCUUCUCUGGUAUUCUAUCGUAAAAUGUAAAACUUUCGGCUUAGCACAAUGGAUAAACUAACUACUAUUAGUGCAGGUCUGUUUUUGGCCGCCGAUGUCUGUGCUAUCGUCAGUCUUGCUAUGCCAGACUGGGUGGUGACUAGUGUAGGGGGAGAAACUCGGCUUGGUUUGAUGUGGACCUGUAUGACACUUUAUAAUCGACCUCAAGUGUGUUUUACCCCGGAAUUACAACCGGAAUGGUUGAUCGCUCUCAUCUGCAUUUUUGUGGGCUGCAUUUGCAUUACAACUACGAUCAUUCUGUUAGCCUCCAGCAAUUGGGAUCGUAAUGUGAUUCCUUACGCUCGAUGGGUAGGGUUCACCGCAAUGAUUCUGUUCUGUUUAGCCGCGGUAAUAUUUCCGCUUGGCUUUGAUGUUGACGACAUUGGUGGCCAGGCGUAUCACCUCCCUCAUUCACAUCAGGUCGGAAUCUCGUACAUUAUGUUUGUGCUGGCCUUGUGGAUCACGGUCAUUUCGGAGUUAUUUGCGGAAAAAGUUUGCUUACCGCAAUUUUAACGGUAACCUGUUUUCGGCUAACGAGACAAUGGACACAGUAUUUUAUCUAUUAUCAACGGAGUUUCAAAUCUAUGGAAUUGAGCAAAUUUCCAUAUUUAUAAAUUUAGGAUUUUGUUAGCACUUAAUUCAGGAAUUAAA
Molecule: messenger RNA, 758 nt
Organism: Sabethes cyaneus
Lineage: Eukaryota; Metazoa; Arthropoda; Insecta; Diptera; Culicidae
Exons: 3
Coding region: 117-620 (167 amino acids)
Biological process (GO): negative regulation of smoothened signaling pathway
Cellular component (GO): ciliary membrane; Golgi apparatus
Source: RefSeq, a predicted model, not a curated record